UGGCCUAAGCUUGACUGAGUGACGUUGUCACAUUGCCCUGAAACUCAACUUUUGACACACUUCAAACCACACUCUUCAUACAGAAACAGACAAUUCACAAUCGGCAUGUCACUCAGCUCAGAUGACGAGGACGAUAUCCUCGCAGACGCUCAAUCGGCCAGUUCUUCCGGGGAAGACGAAGAUUCUCCCCCACGGCAGUUGUCGCAGAAUCUGUUUGCGCCUCCGUUUUAUGGGCGACCUCCAACGCCUUUGCCCCCUUCACCCUCACUCACAUCUCUUCUACGCCCUUCACGGCCAACAACACCAGACGCAUCUGAUGACGAUGCAAUCGCGCCUGUACCUAGAGCCGCGCCAAAGGUGCCGACGUACGAAUACUACGGAUUUGUGCUGUAUCUCUUCAGUAGUCUGACAUUCCUCAUUUACCUCCUCUGGGGCUAUCUCCCUUCACCGUUUCUGCACGCCCUGGGAAUAUACUACUAUCCCAACCGAUGGUGGGCGCUCGCCAUACCGGCUUUUAUCGUCAUGACAGUGGUUUACAUCUACGUAGCCCUCGCUGCGUUCAACACAGAGAUGUUGACAGUGCCACUAUCGAGUGUUGAGACUGUCGUUGAUGGGGCGGGAAAGCUGGCGGAGAUUGAUGCGAAGGGAAGAUUAAGGGGGAGUCGCAAUAGGGAGAGAAAGGUGCAUGGAGACGGGAGAUUGAGAUGGAGAGAGAUUUGGAGCGAGGGAACGGAUGCGGUGAUGGAUAUUCCGCUGGCUGGUGUUUGUGAGGUUUUGUAUGGAGAGGGAAGAGAGGACGGUGAAGAUAUGUAUGCCGAUGAUGAGAUCUGACAGUUUUUGUUUAUUCGCAACAUGCUUAGGAUCAUGACCUCCAUGGUCUGGUUGUGAAUGUCUUGAACGUCCAACUACUAUUCGCAUCGUAUCCCAGAUCAAACAAUAGUAUAACAGCAAAAAUGAAGACCAAGAGUGGUAACGACA
Messenger RNA from Fusarium verticillioides 7600, 978 nucleotides. Its product is annotated as phosphatidylinositol glycan, class P. The record is from RefSeq and is a predicted model, not a curated record. Bases 106 to 831 code for a protein of 241 amino acids. NCBI's taxonomy places the organism in Eukaryota, Fungi, Ascomycota, Sordariomycetes, Hypocreales, Nectriaceae. The transcript has a single exon.